CACUAGGUAUGCCGCGGUGCUUGAUAAAGUCGAUGGCGCGGUAUCACAGGACGGACAACUCGAACGAAGAGACCGAAUUCCCGUGGCUGCCGCCGUCUUCCGUGGAACACAAGCGGAAGAGCCAGGCGAAGGACGCGACGUCCAAGACGAGCAACAUCUGGACCUGCUCCGGGCUGCCCAUCGUAACUCGCUACAGCUUCCACAAGAGCAACGGGGCGGUGUUCGACGCCGAGUUGAACCCGGCCGGGCGAGAUCACGGGGGUGCGCAGCUCGACGCUCUGUCGAUCGACGGCCGCGUGAUCGACAACGCCGGGCGGAAGGUGUCGGCGAUAUUCCUCGACGGCGCGCGGCGAUUCCCCGGUAGCGCGGAAGGUCCAGCGGGACCGGCGACCGAGACGGCGGAGGCGGAGAAAGUCGCCGGCGCGACAAAUCCGAAGGUGGCGAUCGACGGCUGCGAGACGCAGACGCUCUCGCACGCCCUGUGUUUGCUGCCGAAGCAGAAGUACGAGCUGGUGAACGCCGCCGAGGGUAAGAAGACGGCGUCCGGUGGCCGCGAAGGCGUUCAGCACUGGAAGAGGACUAAGACGAUGCACUUCUGCCCGUACUGUCGCAAAAGCUUCGACCGGCCGUGGGUGCUCAAGGGCCACUUGCGCCUGCACACGGGCGAGCGGCCCUUCGAGUGCCCGGUGUGCCACAAGUCCUUCGCCGACCGCUCGAAUCUUCGCGCACAUCAAAGAACGCGCAGUCAUCAUCAGUGGCAGUGGCGAUGCGGCGUGUGCUUCAAGGCCUUUUCGCAAAGGCGCUAUCUGGAACGCCACUGUCCGGAGGCCUGUCGCAAGUACCGCAUAUCCCAGAAGAAGGAGCCCCCCUGCCCGUGAAUACGGUACAAGGCAACGACGCGGCGAGAACUUUACCGGCGAUUGGCAAGGUCGCUCCCGACGAUUUGUAUUUCGCGCCUGUACAGUGAUGGGCAAAAUGGUUGCGACACUUUUCUUUAAAUGAGCUUAGGAACAUGCCUUUAAGGCCUGGCACACGAAAAAACUUGAGCAGUAAAACUUAAGACUUGAAGGAAAUGACCAAUGAAGGCCCGAACACACGAAAAAAACUUGAGACUUAAGAGAAAUGACGAAUGGCUGUCGAGAACGCAAGCAGCCAUUUUGAAAUUUAAGCACGCUGAAAAUUCUGAUUGGUUGAAAUUCUUAUGUCUUGAGUUUUAAGUCUUACUGCUUGAGUUUUUUCGCGUGUUCGGGCUUUGAGAUUAAGGGUUAUGUUUCAAAAUCUUCUCCGAGGAAUAUUUUACUCGAUGGCCAUUCCAAAACCAUUUUUAGCCGAUCUAUUUCUCGAGUUCCUAAACUAUUGCAACCAUCCUGUCCAUCACUGUACUAAUGUAAAGCCAAUACGUUACGCUUUGUACUUGACGCGAAUAAUAAAUGUUAUGUUCCUCAAUAAAAUUUCGAUCCUCGUAUCGUCGAGUA
Molecule: messenger RNA, 1475 nt
Organism: Vollenhovia emeryi
Lineage: Eukaryota; Metazoa; Arthropoda; Insecta; Hymenoptera; Formicidae
Product: transcriptional repressor scratch 2-like
Exons: 3
Coding region: 9-878 (289 amino acids)
Source: RefSeq, a predicted model, not a curated record